Messenger RNA from Trachymyrmex septentrionalis, 674 nucleotides. RefSeq lists its product as uncharacterized. The coding region runs from base 219 to 674 and encodes 151 amino acids. The record is from RefSeq and is a predicted model, not a curated record. The transcript is spliced from 4 exons. NCBI's taxonomy places the organism in Eukaryota, Metazoa, Arthropoda, Insecta, Hymenoptera, Formicidae.
AACAACUAAACGUCGACAUAGCUAGCUGUCCUCGUCUAACUACAGCACCAUAUAAUCUUGCCGGAGUAGGAUUAGGUGGCAACACGUCAAUAAUAGAAUACCUUCAUCGCAAUGAUAAUGCACCGUGGAAUCAUAUAACAUGGGAUAUUCGAGAAAUACUCACAACCAGCUGCCGUGAUUCCUUUGUCAUCGGAUCUUCUUACGCUGCAAAACCACACAUGCCUCAUUACGGACAUCUCAUUAUGAAUGCAACGUACAGAGCACCUAUGGAUCUUAAGAACGAGAGUCGCCUUAUUUUCGCAGAAAGGCGUAACGGACAAACAACAAUAGAAAAGUUAACUGAUCCUAACCAAAUGAAAGCCACCCAGGGCAUUAUGUUUGUCAGCGAGGCUUUAGAUGGUGUUUUGAAAAUGAAAUACGGAAGUGUGGCGUGUAAUCUUAUGUGGGAUGAUUAUCAGGAGCCUGUGUUACCAUUUUAUGAAUUUAUUAAAAGACAGCAAUGUCCCGAAAUAUAUCUAGAGUCAGAUAUGGUAGCCGUUGGCACAAUAAUUAACUAUGAGCCAAAACUAUGGACUCAGGAACAGCGUUAUGAUGUUGUAGGUUAUUUGUCCCGGUUAUGCCGGACACAAAAAAUCAUUGUUCUUGAAGUUAUCAUAUUAUAUUAUUUACCAUAG